AUGAGUGAAUUUAAACAAAUGGAGAUUGAAGUAUUGUUUGAAUAUUUCAUAGUCGUACAUUUUAAAUUUUAAAGCGAGACACACCGAAAUAAUAAAACAAAAACUGUUAAAGUUACAUGAAGAAGAAUCUGCAGAUUAAUUCUAACCAUUUUAUUAAUCUUUCCUUAAAAACUGUAGAGACUAUUUACAUCAAAAAUUAGUAAUAAUAUUUAUUAAUCUAUAGAAAUUGACUUGUAAAAGAGUACUAGAUGAAGAUUUAUUAGAACUUUUAAAAGUAAAUAUUUAUUUGGCUGAAUUAUCUUAUACAAUAUGCAAGGAAGUACCUGAACUUAAACCAUAUCCUCUUAGUACAAUCUAUAACUAAUUUAAGCUUUUAGUGAAGAUAUUUAUGAAUGUUUGUCUCUAUCAGAACUUUAUGAUUACUUUAAUAAUUUAUAUAGUUAGAUAUCCACAAUAUCAAAAUUCUAAGAUGAAAACAAAUAUGUUUUAUUAAGAAUUUGUAAUUCAAUGCUCAAAAGACUUUCAACAACACAUGACACUUUUUUAAGAGGAUAAGUUUAAAUAUUCUUGACUCAAAUAUUCUCAACAAUUCAUCCAUCAUUAAGAAAGAAACCAAUAAAUAUAAGAGAUAGAGGAUUUGAUGAAGAAUCAGUCAAAGUAAAUGCUUCAUUGCCAUAUUCUUUUUAUAAAAAUUUUUGGACUUUACAAAAAUACCUUAAUAAUUCUGAAUUAAUAUUUAGAAAUAAGGUAGAAUUUGAUGAGGUAGGUGAAGAAGCUGGAUAAGUUAUAUAAGGAGUGUCUGAACCUUAAAGAACAAAAAAUCUUUAGGCAGUUAUUAAAGUUAUAAUGAGAGCUUUGUAAUAUUUUAAAGAGAAUCCUUUAGAAUCUUAAAUAAUAACAGUGAAAAGGUUUCCUAAAUUUCUUACAAAAUAUUCUUUAUUCAAAAAUUAAUUAAAUGAUCCUUAUUUUAGAAAAUUAUUCUUAAAUUAAGUUUUAUUGUUUAUUUUUGUAGCUGAACUUGAGAAUCAUGAAGUAUUGAAAUCCUGUUAAUAUUUUAGAAAUAAUUCAUAUAGAAUUUGAAAAUUGAAGUACAAAAAUAAUUAGAUGAAUUAGGAGAUAAAUUAGGAGAGAAAGUUUAACAUUUAAUUGACACAGAACGAACUUGGGUAUUCUAUUGUAAUAUCUCAGCGACUAUGGGUGACAGAAAAACAAUGUUUUGAUGAUGGAUAUGAAAAACUUAGUAUUAAAGCAUCCGAGAAAGCCAAAAAAAAAAGAUUAGAAAUACAAAAAAGAAUCUAUGAUGACCUUAAAUAUAAAUAGACAGAUGCAUUUUAAUCAAUUUUAUAAGAUUAAGGAAGACCAUAUAAAAUAGAAACUAAUCCUAUUGAACCUGGAUUAAAUUAUUAUUUAAAUGAAGUUUUUUAUUAAUUAGAUCAGACUCGUAAAAUUUAAGACAAUGAAAGAUGUAAGAAUUUAAAAGAUUAUGCAUGGAAAUCAGUUAGAGUCAUAUCUAAAUAUUUAUUAAAAGAAUUAAAAAUUACUAAUUUAAUAACAUAAGAUUUAAAGCCAUUACCUAAUUUAGAAGAUAUUGUAGAAAAUUUGAAAAAUGCUGGAAAUGAAAUGACAGCUGAAAGAUUAUAAUAAUCUAAUAAUAAUAAUAAUAAUAAUAAUAAUUCUGUUACAAUCAAACCUGUUCACAUAAGUUAAUAAUUACCAAACUAGAAGUGA
Molecule: messenger RNA, 1728 nt
Organism: Paramecium pentaurelia
Lineage: Eukaryota; Ciliophora; Oligohymenophorea; Peniculida; Parameciidae
Source: the annotation of a GenBank genome assembly